GGCGGGGGAUGCUGGCAGCUAGCGGCCCGCGGGAACCAUGCUCCGGGGGUUGGCGGGCACCUGGGCCGUGCUCGGCGCGCUGCUCUGGGGCUGUGGGCUGGCGCUGCUGCAGGGCGGGAUGCUCUACCCCCAGGAGAGCCGGUCGCGGGAGCGCAAGGAGCUCGACGGCCUCUGGAGGUUCCGCGCCGACUUCUCCCAGAACCGGCGCCAGGGCUUCGAGCAGCAGUGGUACCGGACGCCGCUGCGGGAGUCGGGCCCCAGCCUGGACAUGCCGGUUCCCUCCAGCUUCAACGACGUGGGCCAGGAUGGGCGGCUGAGGAGCUUCGUCGGCUGGGUGUGGUAUGAACGGGAGGCCGCCCUGCCCCAGCGAUGGACCGAGGACCUGGGCACACGAGUGGUGCUGAGGGUCGGCAGCGCCCACUACUACGCCAUCGUGUGGGUGAAUGGGGUCCAUGUGGCAGAGCACGAGGGGGGCCAUCUCCCCUUCGAGGCUGACAUCAGCAGGCUGGUCCAGAGUGGGCCCCUGUCCUCCUGCCGCAUCACCAUCGCCAUCAACAACACGCUCUCCCCCAACACCCUGCCGCCAGGGACCAUCCUCUACAAGACGGACACCUCCAAGUACCCCAAGGGUUACUUUGUCCAGAACACAAACUUUGACUUCUUCAAUUACGCGGGACUGCAUCGGACUGUGCUCCUCUACACCACGCCUACCGCCUACAUCGAUGACAUCACCGUCGCCACCGACGUGGACCAAGACACUGGGCUGGUGAAUUACCAGAUCGUUGUCCAGGGCAGUGAGCACUUCCAGCUGGAAGUGUGUCUUCUGGAUGAGGAAGGCACGGUCGUGGCCAAGGGGACCGGGGGCCGGGGCCAGCUGCAGGUGCCCAGUGCCCACCUCUGGUGGCCGUACCUGAUGCACGAGCACCCUGCCUACCUGUACUCGUUGGAGGUGAAGCUGACUGCACAGACGGCUGCUGGGUUUGUGUCUGACUUCUACACCCUGCCCGUGGGGAUCCGCACCGUGGCUGUCACACAGAGCCAGUUCCUCAUCAACGGGAAGCCUUUCUAUUUCCACGGGGUCAACAAGCAUGAGGAUGCAGACAUCCGAGGGAAGGGCUUUGACUGGCCGCUGCUGGUGAAGGACUUCAACCUGCUUCGCUGGCUGGGCGCCAAUGCCUUCCGCACCAGCCACUACCCCUACGCAGAGGAGGUGAUGCAGCUCUGCGACCGCUAUGGGAUCGUGGUCAUCGACGAGAGUCCCGGAGUGGGCAUCGUGCUGGCCCAGAGCUACAGCAACGUGUCUCUGCAGCACCACCUGGAGGUGAUGGAGGAGAUGGUCCGCAGGGACAAGAAUCACCCGUCUGUUGUGAUGUGGUCUGUGGCCAACGAGCCCGCUUCCUUCCUGAAACCAGCUGGUUACUACUUUAAGACGCUGAUUGCCCACACCAAAGCCUUGGACCCCUCCCGGCCCGUGACCUUUGUGACCAACUCCAACUAUGAAGCAGACCUGGGGGUGCCUUAUGUGGACGUCAUCUGUGUGAACAGUUACUACUCCUGGUAUCAUGACUAUGGGCACAUGGAAGUGAUUCAGCUGCAGCUGGCAACCCAGUUUGAGAGCUGGUAUAAGACCUACCAGAAGCCAAUUAUUCAGAGCGAGUACGGAGCAGAAACCAUCACAGGGUUUCACGAGGACCCACCUCUGAUGUUCAGUGAAGAGUACCAGAAAGGCCUGCUUGAGCAGUAUCACGUGGUUCUGGAUCAAAAACGAAAAGAAUAUGUGGUUGGAGAGCUCAUCUGGAAUUUUGCUGAUUUUAUGACUGACCAGUGUAAGUGGCAGUUCGGUGCAUGGAAUGUACCGCUUCUCCUUUUUUCAGCACCACAGAGGCCGAUAGGGAAUAGAAAAGGGAUCUUCACUCGUCAGAGACAACCGAAAAGUGCAGCAUUCCUGUUGCGAGAGAGAUACUGGAAACUUGCCAAUGAAACCAAGUGCCACCGGUCAGCUGUGAAGUCACAGUGCGUGGGAAACAGCCCGUUUACUUUUUAAGCAAGAACUACCUCUCUGCUGACAAGGGCUCUGUCAGCCCCUCCUUCCCAAGUAGGGGGCGACUUCCACAGGACACAGAGCAAGCGCUUCCUGGACUGUGCAUGGCAGACCGGGAAGUUUUCUGGUCUGGAUUUUGUGGUCAUUUGCUAGAAGGGAACGUUAGAGGUGAAAAUAAAGGCUUUUGUAGUAUGAGAGUAAAGAGUUGGCUUAAAAGCGACCAUCCAUAAAUUCAAUGAUCUGUACUGCUGAAGCAUCGGAAAUGGUUCUUCUGUGUCAGGCCGUUUUCAUGGCCUUAACCGAGUACGGAGUCUUGAGAAACCUCUGCUUCAGCACUCGCCACAGUCAGAGUCGCUGGUUACAGACUGUGUGCUGCCACAGGAACAGCCCUGCCGCUUUAGGGCCACCUGUGCUCAGAUGCCACCUGUGCUUUAGGCCGGCCUUGACUUGAGUGGGUGACAGUAAAAGACAAGUGCUAGUAACUCCACAGAUAAGCUGAAGUCCCAGCACAUUCACAGAAAGUAGUAUCAUGCUGGAAUAAUGCACAAGGUCGACGUACCAGUUUCCAGAGUUAAGCUGACACGUAAGCAUAAGAAAGGUAAGAGUUGAGGAAUGUCAGAAUUGGAAGGGAGCUGAGAGGUUACCAGUUCUUCUGGUACAUUCUUCCAACCUCAGCCAUAGUUUUUUCUGGACUGAGAGGGAUAGAUGGGCGUAGAAGCCCACUGGGCCAUCACAGCUGACUGCAGUGAAUGUGAUGAGGCCUCUUUAAACGGGCUGGGCCUGCAGACAAGUAGGACAGGCUUUUGUACCUCUGGAUGACGCCACCUGCUCUGCUCCUGAGGGUGGUCUUUCCUUAUGGAAUUUUUCCUCCUCCUCCUCUUCCACAGGCUCCAUUAAGGCAAGUAAGGCACAUUGUAAGAGUUCAGUGUUCAUCUAUCUUGGUUUAAAGCUGAAAGCUUUGGAAAAACACUGUCCAAUCAAAUAGAAGACCAUGAAACAAUACAAUUCUUAAUACAGAGCUUGAUCCACUUCACUUGCGGGGGAUUUCACAUCUCAGCACAUGCCCUUUUUUACCCUUCCUUUCCAAGCUCCGUGAAAGGAACAGUACAGAUAAUUUAACCUCAUUUUAGUGGCCGUCUUUAGACCAUUUUUAAGAAAUGAGAGUAUAGUCAGUUCAAAUAAUAAGUUAGGAAUUCUAGUGGUUACAUAUUUCUUUCAUUACCACUAAACUUAAGUCCCUUGGAGUAAUCAAGUUUUGUGUUCCAGUUUAAUGUCAAGGAAUAAUAUAUAAAACUCUUUACUUGACAAACAUUAAAAAAAAAUUAAACAUCA
Molecule: messenger RNA, 3373 nt
Organism: Aethalodelphis obliquidens (Pacific white-sided dolphin)
Lineage: Eukaryota; Metazoa; Chordata; Mammalia; Artiodactyla; Delphinidae
Gene: GUSB
Product: glucuronidase beta
Exons: 12
Coding region: 38-2044 (668 amino acids)
Biological process (GO): carbohydrate metabolic process
Molecular function (GO): carbohydrate binding; signaling receptor binding; beta-glucuronidase activity
Source: RefSeq, a predicted model, not a curated record